Messenger RNA from Erigeron canadensis, 837 nucleotides. RefSeq names its product transcription factor bHLH118-like. Gene Ontology annotation, biological process: regulation of transcription by RNA polymerase II. The coding region runs from base 1 to 837 and encodes 278 amino acids. Gene Ontology annotation, molecular function: RNA polymerase II transcription regulatory region sequence-specific DNA binding; DNA-binding transcription factor activity, RNA polymerase II-specific; protein dimerization activity. NCBI's taxonomy places the organism in Eukaryota, Viridiplantae, Streptophyta, Magnoliopsida, Asterales, Asteraceae. Gene Ontology annotation, cellular component: RNA polymerase II transcription regulator complex. The transcript has 3 exons. The record is from RefSeq and is a predicted model, not a curated record.
AUGGAUCUUCCAAAUACAAAAUUUAAUAAUAAUAAUAAUAUAAUGUUAUCUAUACAGCAAGGUGACGAUAUAAUAAAUCAUGACCAAACUUUUUUAAUUUCUUUCCAACAACAAGAAGAUCAUAAACCUGAUCUUCUAAUUGAUCAUGAACAUGUAAUUUCCAGGGUGGAUGACAGGGGCAAAAGUAGUAUAAAUAAUACUUGGGGCGCCAUGAGAAGAAAAAACAGGAAAGAGGCAGGAAACUGUAAAUCUAAUAAUAAUAAUAAUAAUAAUAAUCUAAUUGCGGGUGGUGGUGGAGAUGGAGAGGAUGAUAACCAGACACAGAAGAAAAUGGUUCAUAGAGAGAUCGAAAAGCGGCGGAGACAACAAAUGGCUCAACUUUAUGCUACCCUUAGAGAUUUACUGCCUCUUAAACUUGUCAAGGGAAACCGUUCGAUAUCAGAUCAUAUGCACCAGGCAGUGCAUUACAUUAAACAAAUGGAGGAAAACAUAAAAGAUCUAUCUAUCAAGAGGGACAAGCUCAAGAAAUCCUCAGAUCCUAAUAACGAAAGCUCAAUGAAUUACCUUCCUAAUAAUACGGUUUCAGUCAAAUUUUGUGAAGGGGGAAUCGAGAUUCUAAUCAACAGUUGCUCGAUACAGGAUGGGUUCACCCUUUCAAGAGUACUAAAAGCGCUUGUAGUAGAAGGUUUUAGUGUUACAAAUUGCACUCUUACUGAAGUAAACAACCGGUUACUUCAUUCUAUUCGGUGUGAGGCAAGUGAUCUGGCGCUUGUUGAUCUAUCAAUGUUGCAACAAAGACUCUUCUCCGCGGCCAAUACUCAGAUCAACUUUGAAUAG